AAAAAUUUGUAAAUGAGGAGAGGAGCCAAAAGACAAAACAGCACAGGAAAGGCAGGAAAAUAAGAAAUAUCAAAGUACUCUUCUUCUGAGUAGGAAAGAUGGAUAGAUCUGCACAAGAUCUCUUUUGCGGAGUUUUAGUCGCAUAUGAGAAUCGGGCAAGCGGGGCAAGCUCAUCACUUGCUGACCGGGUGUUUUGCUGCCCUGUCUGCUACGAAAAAUACACUUCCAACAUUAUGAUGUGCCAAAAAGGACAUGCAGUGUGCCAAAAAUGUUAUCCACAUCUCGAACAAUGCCCCUUGUGCUGUGCCAGAUACUUAGGAACUCGCAAUUUCAUCCUGGAGGAGAUAAUUAGUGAGCUAAAUCGAUUGAAUACAUGUCCGGAAGAUGCAGUUAAAUAUAUUUUGGAUGCUGCAACCCUGCGAGAUUCUGCGGCUGCGGCAUCCUCUUCUCAGGCAGCCAAAGUAUCCAGUCCGGGAGUGAGGCAGGGUAAUAAUACACAGACUGCUGUGAGGGAGGAAAAAACUGUCUGUAGGAUGCAAUACUGCCGAAUUUCUCUGUUGGCCAAAGAUCUCAGGGGACAUCUAAUUGAGAAGCACAAGGAGAAUGUGUUUCAACUAAGGGCAUCAUCCUACCUCAGUAAAUCCUAUUUUAACUUCGAUCUAACUUGUACUGGAGGAAAUCGUCGUGCUCUUCUCACUGAAUUUGGUAUUUUUUUCCUGAUCAUUCGCGUGGAAAAGCUCAAUCGGCUCAAUCCCAAAGAUCUCAUUGUGACGGCCUGGGUUCAGGGGACUUGCACAAACAACGAAGCACCUCUUUUUUACUCCUGGCUCCAAGUCAAUGUAAGACAUAUCAAGGCAACGUAUCAUGAUUACGUCCACGGAAGCCGAUCCACGGUGUCUCAGAUCGAGGAGAAGAACGAGUGUCUGAAUUUUGCAGUGAGAGCUGAACCCUACAGCACUUUGAAGAUUCAGGGAUAUGUCUGCCUCAAUAAAAAUUACUCUGAACGCCCUCGACGAACUGAGACGGAGACUGAAUACUGUUCCAACGACAAUGUCUCUUCCUCAUCCACCGAUGACGGUUACUACUAGAAGCCGGAAUACUGACAAUCAGCGCCCAAUCAGCUUUGCUAGAGCCAUGUUAAUCUUUGUGUAUUAUUAUUCCUUUCCUGGGCACAUUUUUGGAGUAAAUUUUGAAUAUGUUAUUUUCUUUGUAUAAAAUUGAAAUAUUCAAUAUAAAAA
Phlebotomus papatasi is the source of this 1238-nucleotide messenger RNA. RefSeq names its product E3 ubiquitin-protein ligase sina-like. Gene Ontology annotation, molecular function: ubiquitin protein ligase activity; ubiquitin conjugating enzyme binding. Gene Ontology annotation, biological process: multicellular organism development; proteasome-mediated ubiquitin-dependent protein catabolic process. The record is from RefSeq and is a predicted model, not a curated record. The coding region runs from base 99 to 1088 and encodes 329 amino acids. Lineage: Eukaryota; Metazoa; Arthropoda; Insecta; Diptera; Psychodidae. Gene Ontology annotation, cellular component: cytoplasm. The transcript has 2 exons.